Molecule: messenger RNA, 851 nt
Organism: Aegilops tauschii subsp. strangulata
Lineage: Eukaryota; Viridiplantae; Streptophyta; Magnoliopsida; Poales; Poaceae
Product: phosphopantothenoylcysteine decarboxylase
Biological process (GO): coenzyme A biosynthetic process
Cellular component (GO): phosphopantothenoylcysteine decarboxylase complex
Molecular function (GO): FMN binding; phosphopantothenoylcysteine decarboxylase activity
Source: RefSeq, a predicted model, not a curated record
CUCCUGCUGAGUUUGCGAUCUAGAGGUGUGAGUGCCGCAAUUACUUCCCAUCUCCCUUCAGUGAUUUCAGAGAGUUGCCUUUUCAUUUCCAACACGUAGAGCCAUCGUAAUUCACAAGUGCAAUGGCCACGCAAGAGCAGCCGUCGCCGGGCGCCGGCGCCGCCCGGCCUCGGAGGCCCCGCGUCCUGGUCGCCGCCUCCGGCAGCGUGGCGGCGAUCAAGUUCGAGAUCCUCUGCCGGAGCCUCGCCGAGUGGGCCGACGUCCGGGCGGUGGCGACGGCCUCGUCCCUGCACUUCAUCGACAGGGAGUCCUUCCCGAGCGGCGUCGCCCUCCUCACCGACGCCGACGAGUGGUCCACCUGGCGGAGGAUCGGCGACGAGGUCCUGCACAUCGAGCUGCGCAAGUGGGCCGACGCCAUGCUCAUCGCGCCGCUCUCGGCCAACACCCUGGCCAAGAUCGCCGGCGGGCUGUGCGACAACCUCCUGACGUGCGUGGUGCGCGCGUGGGACUACAGCAAGCCCAUCUACGUCGCGCCGGCCAUGAACACCUUCAUGUGGGACAACCCCUUCACUAGGCGACACCUUGACGUCGUCGCCGGCCUCGGCGUCUCCCUCAUCCCUCCGGUGACCAAGCGGCUCGCCUGCGGGGACUACGGCAACGGCGCCAUGGCAGAGCCCACCGAGAUCUGCAGGACCCUCAGGCUCUUCUUCGGCUCACAAGUUCCACUCUGAACACUCUGCAGCUCGCCCAAGUUCUUCAGUAUCUCUCACUCUGUUUGCCUGCUGUACGAGAUACAUCUAUCUGCAAAAGCUUUCUCUUCUAUCAAACGUUUACAAUGUGAUCCUCCUCUA